AAUAAUCUAAUCCCAAACAUAAAAAUACCCAAAAGUAGGCAAGAAAAUAAAGUGAUAGUCUCCUUCUUCUAUCCCAUGGCAGUGCUACAGAAGUUGAGUUCCUUUAAUCACUUCUCCAGACAACAACAUCAGUUCAAGAAACCCAAAUUAUGUUGUCCUUUAAAGAUUCAGAUAUUCAGUUGUCCUAUAAAACACAGAAUAUAUCAUCCUUCAUUUCAAGUCUCAUCUUCGCUAAUUAACACUAAUUACUCAAACCACCAUGAUUAUAAUCAAGAAUUUGACCCCAAAAUCCCUGUUGAAGAAGCUGUGACUCCACCCAGUUCUUGGUAUACUGACCCUUCUUUUUAUAAUCAUGAACUCAAUCAAGUCUUCUUCAAAGGAUGGCAAGCUGUUGGGUACACCGAACAGAUCAAAGAGCCUAGGCAAUAUUUCACUGGGAGAUUGGGCAAUGUCGAGUAUGUUGUAUGUCGAGAUGAUGGUGGAAAAAUACAUGCUUUUCACAAUGUGUGCCGGCAUCAUGCCUCUCUUCUUGCCUCUGGAAGUGGGAAAAACACUUGCUUUGUUUGCCCAUACCAUGGGUGGACAUAUGGAUUGGACGGAGCGCUUCUUAAGGCAACUAGAAUAACAGGAAUCAAGAACUUCAAAGUGAACGAGAUGGGACUAGUUCCAAUGAAAGUAGCUGUAUGGGGACCGUUCAUACUUCUCAAUUUUGAAAAUGGAGUUUUGUCUGAACAAGAAUCUGAUUUUGACUUGGUUGGAAACGAAUGGCUGGGUACUUCAUCCCAAAUCUUGGCAGAUGGUGGAGUCGAUUCUUCAUUAAGUUUUUUAUGUAGACGCGAAUACACCAUUGAGUGUAACUGGAAGGUGUUCUGUGACAACUACUUGGAUGGCGGUUAUCAUGUACCAUAUGCUCAUAAAGGUCUUGCUUCUGGUCUGACGCUUGACUCGUAUUCUACCACGAUACUUGAGAAAGUCAGCAUCCAACGAUGUGAAACUGGUAGUGCAGAAAAGGGCCAAGAAUUUGAUCGACUUGGAUCAGAAGCUUUAUAUGCAUUCGUGUAUCCAAACUUCAUGAUCAACAGGUAUGGUCCUUGGAUGGACACGAACCUCGUACUGCCUCAAGGACCUCGGAAAUGUCUCGUGAUAUUUGACUACUUUCUUGAUGCAUCUCUCAAGGGUGACAAGAGUUUUAUCGCACAGAGUCUCCAAGAUAGUGAGACAGUGCAGAUGGAGGAUAUAAAAUUAUGUGAAGCUGUACAAAGAGGCCUAGAAUCACCCGCAUACAGCUCUGGCCGGUAUGCACCACAAGUCGAGAAAGCUAUGCAUCAUUUUCACUGUCUUCUAUACGAAAAUCUUUGUAAUUGAUGUAUUUCUUUGUGCUUACUAUAUGUGAGAUUUCCAGAAAAUUAUCCUCAAUGUUUUCUGCCGGUAGCAACAACUAUCUGUACUAGAAAAUUAUAUUAUUUGCAGCGUUCGUUGUACCAUGUAUGGCUUUAA
Messenger RNA from Nicotiana attenuata, 1497 nucleotides. Its product is annotated as choline monooxygenase, chloroplastic. The coding region runs from base 76 to 1365 and encodes 429 amino acids. The record is from RefSeq and is a predicted model, not a curated record. Gene Ontology annotation, molecular function: 2 iron, 2 sulfur cluster binding; iron ion binding. The transcript is spliced from 10 exons. Lineage: Eukaryota; Viridiplantae; Streptophyta; Magnoliopsida; Solanales; Solanaceae.